AUGAUCGCCCCGGCGAACCUUCACGUGACGCUGAACUUCAUCGGCGAGGUGAGUGACCAGGAGGUGGGGCGGCUCAGCGGCAUCUGCCGGGAGCUCGCCGCCGAGGCGGCGCCGAUCCCGGCGACGCUCACGGGCCUCGGUCUGCUGCCGUCCGCGGCGCGGCCGCGCGUGGUCUGUCUCGGCGUACGGGACGGCGCCGGCGAGCUGCGGACGCUGGCGGACACGCUCCGCUUGCGGCUCGGCGGCCAGGGAGACCGCCGGUUUCUGGCGCCCGCCUUCCUGGCGCACGUCACCCUGGCGCGCGUCCGCCGCGUGCCGCGGCAGACCGGCGAGCGCCUCUGCCGCGUGCGCCUUCCGCCGGCGCACGGCACGUUUCGAUCGCUGGUGCUGUAUCAGUCGGUGCUGCAGGGCGGCGGCGCCACGUACCGGCCCCUGCAGACGGCCGAGCUGGUCGGCGGGUGA
Messenger RNA from Geodia barretti, 462 nucleotides. Lineage: Eukaryota; Metazoa; Porifera; Demospongiae; Tetractinellida; Geodiidae. The record is from the annotation of a GenBank genome assembly.